This is a messenger RNA of Psammomys obesus (fat sand rat), 2338 nucleotides long. RefSeq names its product plasma kallikrein. Gene Ontology annotation, molecular function: serine-type endopeptidase activity; protein binding. The record is from RefSeq and is a predicted model, not a curated record. The coding region runs from base 424 to 2193 and encodes 589 amino acids. NCBI's taxonomy places the organism in Eukaryota, Metazoa, Chordata, Mammalia, Rodentia, Muridae. Gene Ontology annotation, biological process: proteolysis. Gene Ontology annotation, cellular component: extracellular region. The transcript is spliced from 16 exons.
CAGCAGCAGACCUGGCCUUCAAGGAUGAUUUUAUUCAGCCACGUGGGUUAUCUCAUUUCCUUGUUUGCUACAGUUUCCUGUGUCUAGCGUAGCGUCCAGAGUUCUUCCUGAGAAACCAUCUCCAAGUAUUGGUUCACACGGUUCUGGAGAUGAUGCUUCUGCCGUUGAUGCUCUGGCUUCUAGAAGGAGGCUCAGAUUUAUUUUUAUUUCCAAGUCAACUUGAGCUUCUGGUACCGCCUUGCUGCCAUCGUGCAUCUUGAGACCAAGCCAGCAGCAAGCAAUAGAGUAACUCACUGCUGACACAUUGUGCGCUGAUGCAGCCACUGAGCACUGUGGUGUCUGACUCAACUGUACAAAAAUACCUUCUUCAGAGGAGGGGAUGUAGCUGCUAUCUACACCCCAGAUGCCGGGUACUGCCAGAAGAUGUGCACGUUCCAUCCCAGGUGCUUGUUGUUCAGCUUCCUCUCAGUGAGUCCUGCCAGAGGGCCAGAUAAAAGGUUUGGUUGCUUCAUGAAAGAGAGCAUCACAGGGACCUUGCCGAGGUUACAGUGGACAGGUGCGGUUUCUGGUCAUUCUUUAAAGCAGUGUGGCCAUCAAAUAAGCGCUUGCCACCAAGACUUAUACGAAGGACUUGAUAUGAGAGGGUCCAACUUUAAUAUAUCUAAGGCUGGUAGUGUUGAAGAAUGCCAGAAACUGUGCACAGAUAAUAUUCACUGCCAAUUUUUCACAUAUGCUACAAGUGCCUUUCAUAGACCAGAGUACAGGAACAGCUGCCUCUUGAAACACAGUUCAGGCGGAACACCCACCAGCAUAAGGACGCAGGACCACCUGGUGUCUGGAUUCUCACUGAAGUCCUGUGCGCUCUCAGAGAUCGGCUGCCCCAUGGAUAUUUUCCAGCACUUCGCCUUUGCAGGCCUAGAUGUGGGCCAGGUCGUCACCCCCGAUGCUUUUGUGUGUCGCACCGUCUGCACCUUCCAUCCCAACUGCCUUUUCUUCACUUUCUAUACGAAUGAGUGGAAGACAGAAUCACAGAGAAAUGUUUGUUUUCUUAAGACAUCUAAAAGUGGAACACCAGGUCCCUCGAUUCCUCAAGAAAAUGCUGUGUCUGGAUUCAGUCUCUUCACCUGCAGAAAAGCUCGCCCUGAACCUUGCCAUUCCAAGAUUUACUCUGGACUUGACUUUGGAGGCGAAGAACUGAGUGUGACCUUUGUGCAAGGACCAGAUGUGUGCCAAGAGAGGUGUACAGAGGCCAUUCGUUGUCAGUUCUUCACUUACUCCUUACGCCCCCAAGACUGCAAGGUAGACAGGUGUAAAUGUUCCUUAAGGUUAUCCGUGGAUGGCUCCCCAACUAAGAUCACCCAUGGGGCCCAGGGGAGCUCUGGUUAUUCUCUGAGACUGUGCAAAGUCGUGGACAGCUCUAUCUGCACGACAAAAACAAACACCCGCAUUGUGGGAGGAACAAAUUCUUCUUUAGGGGAGUGGCCGUGGCAGGUCAGCCUGCAAGUGAAGAUGGUGUCUCAGAAUCAUUUGUGUGGAGGGACCAUCAUUGGAAGCCAAUGGAUAGUGACGGCUGCCCAUUGCUUUGAUGCGAUUCCUUAUCCAGAUGUGUGGCGUAUUUAUGGUGGGAUUCUUAAUCUGUCAGAGGUUACGAGAGAAACGCCUUUCUCGAAAAUAAAGGAACUUAUUAUUCAUCAGAACUACAAAAUCUACGAAGGCAAUUAUGAUAUUGCCUUAAUAAGGCUUCAGGCGCCCUUGAAUUAUACCGAAUUCCAAAAACCAAUAUGCCUGCCUUCCAAAGCUGACGCAAAUACAAUUUACACCAACUGCUGGGUGACUGGAUGGGGCUACACGAAGGAAAGAGGUGAAAUCGAAAAUACUCUACAAAAGGCAACUAUUCCUUUGGUACCAAAUAAAGAAUGUCAGAAAAAAUACAGAGAUUAUGUUAUAACCAAGCAGAUGAUCUGUGCUGGCUACAAAGAAGGCGGGACAGAUGCUUGUAAGGGAGAUUCCGGUGGCCCCUUAGUUUGUAAACACAAUGGAAGGUGGCAGUUGGUGGGCAUCACCAGCUGGGGUGAAGGCUGUGCUCGCAGGGAUCAGCCGGGAGUCUACACCAAAGUUGCUGAGUACAUGGACUGGAUAUUGGAGAAGACGCAGAGCAGCGAUGGAAGCACUCUGGAGAUACUUCCAGCAUGAGGAGACUGUAGAGCAAAGAGCCCAGCAGGCACCAGCUUUACCUCCUGGUGUCAGGCCAAGCUUAGAGCCCCAGAAUUCUCUCCAAAAUGUAAAUGAUGAUGUCUACCUCACAUCCUUGUCAUGGGAUUAAAAACACAAGACAGUG